This is a messenger RNA of Leptonychotes weddellii (Weddell seal), 2058 nucleotides long. The record is from RefSeq and is a predicted model, not a curated record. Lineage: Eukaryota; Metazoa; Chordata; Mammalia; Carnivora; Phocidae.
GCUUAACCAACUGAGCCACCCAGGCGCCCAGGGUGGUGACUCUUGAGCAUCCCUCUGGUUUUUCUGAUCCCAGCCAGUGAGGCUGUGCCAGGCAGGGCUACAGAGGCUGUUAUGGGCCUAAGAGGUCAGUGACAGCUCCCUGGGGAGGAUGGGGGGCUGGGUGACAGCACCGCGGGGCAGGGAGGCCAUCAGGCAGCGGCGUGGCAGCUGGACCAGUCUGUGGGCUUGGGAAAGAGACUGCUGUUCCCUUUCAGACUCCCCGAGGCAAAGCAGCUAUGACAUCUACAGGGUGUCCAGCAGCCAGAGCGUGGAGGACCGUGGGUACAGCCCCGACUCCAGGGUGGUCCGCUUCCCCAAGGGCACCACCAUCGGGCUGCGGCUGGCCGGCGGCAACGACGUGGGCAUCUUCGUGUCGGGGGUGCAGGAGGGCAGCCCGGCCGACGGGCAGGGCAUCCAGGAGGGAGAUCAGAUUCUGCAGGUGAAUGACGUGCCAUUCCGGAACCUGACGCGGGAGGAGGCCGUGCAGUUCCUGCUGGGGCUGCCACCGGGCGAGGACGUGGAGCUGGUAACACAGCGGAAGCAGGACAUCUUCCGGAAAAUGGUGCAGUCCCGUGUGGGCGACUCCUUCUACAUCCGCACGCACUUCGAGCUGGAGGCCAGUCCGCCAUCGGGCCUGGGCUUCACCCGCGGAGACGUCUUCCACGUGCUGGACACGCUGUGCCCCGGCCCUGGGCAGAGCCGCGCCCGCGGGGGCCACUGGCUGGCCGUGCGCAUGGGCCGCGACCUCCGGGAGCAGGAGCGGGGCAUCAUCCCCAACCAGAGCAGGGCGGAGCAGCUGGCCAGCCUGGAGGCGGCCCAGCGCGCCGUGGGGGCCGGGCCGGGUGCCUCGGCGGGCUCCAGCGCGCGGGCCGAGUUCUGGCGGCUGCGGGGCCUUCGGCGUGGGGCCAAGAAGACCACCCAUCAGAGCCGCGAGGACCUGUCCGCUCUGACCAGGCAGGGUCACUACCCGCCGUAUGAACGCGUGGUGCUUCGAGAGGCCAGCUUCAAGCGCCCGGUGGUGAUCCUGGGGCCCGUGGCAGACAUUGCGGUGCAGAAGUUGACUGCUGAGAUGCCUGACCAGUUCGAAAUCGCAGACAGUGUGUUGAGGACAGAUAGCCCCUCCAAGAUCAUCAAGCUGGACACCGUGCGCAUGAUCGCGGAGAAAAACAAGCACGCGCUCUUGGACGUGACGCCGUCAGCGGUCGAACGCCUCAACUACGUGCAGUACUACCCCAUCGUGGUCUUCUGCGCCCCCGAGAGCCGCCCGGCCCUCAAGGCCCUACGCCAGUGGCUGGCGCCCGCCUCCCGCCGCAGCACCCGCCGCCUCUACACGCAAGCCCAGAAGCUACGGAAGCACAGCGAACACCUCUUCACGGCCACCAUCCCCCUGCGUGGCACGAGUGACAGUUGGUACGAGGAGCUCAAGGCCAUCAUCCGCGAGCAGCAGACCCGGCCCAUCUGGACGGCCGAGGACCAGCUGGACAACUCCUCGGAGGACAACCUGGAGCUCCCUCACCGCGGCCUGGCCGACAGCUCUGCAGAUCUGAGCUGUGACAGCCGGGUCAACAGCGACUACGAGACAGAUGGCGAGGGCUACACAGACGGCGAGGGCGGGCCCCACACGGACGUGGACGAGGGUCCCCCGGCGCCAGCUCUGGCCCGGUCCUCGGAGCCCGUGCUCAUGGAUGAGCCCCAGAGCCCGCGGGAUCAUGGGAGAGCCUCCGGUCCCCGAGGGGCCCAGGUAGACAGCCACCCCCACCACGGUCAGCGGCGACAGGACAGCGUGCGGACCUACGGGCGGGAGGCCCUGAAGAAGAAGUUUACACGAGCUCGAGAUAUGGAGUCCUCUGACGAGGACGGCUAUGACUGGGGUCCGGCUACUGACCUGUGACCCCUCCCAGGUGGCCAGCUGACCCAUAUUCCUUUCUCCCCACUGGCGCUGGGACUCGAUUUCCCAUUCAGAACCUAGAACCCCACUUCCUUCUGCCAGUCUUUAAUAAAUAGAGUAUUUUCACAACA